Rana temporaria (common frog) is the source of this 1306-nucleotide messenger RNA. RefSeq names its product small integral membrane protein 13 (gene SMIM13). The record is from RefSeq and is a predicted model, not a curated record. The coding region runs from base 193 to 462 and encodes 89 amino acids. The transcript is spliced from 3 exons. NCBI's taxonomy places the organism in Eukaryota, Metazoa, Chordata, Amphibia, Anura, Ranidae.
AGGGGAAAUUGUGAUAUCACUGCUCGCAAAGCAGGAUGGGAAAUGUGGCUGUAAGCUCUUCACAUACAGUGUCCCUGUCUUCAAAAUUUGCUUCAGCUCAGGACAUGUAAUGACACUGGCCAUUUCUGGAAUGUUUCCAGCAGCCACACAGCUCUUCAUACACAUAACAGACUCCUGAACAGAAAAUAGAAAAUGUGGCAGAGUGUUGGGUUGACAUUUUUGGUCUUUGUGGCCACAUUAAUCUGUGUCCUGCUGUUUAUGCUGUGUGGCUGGUAUGUGGUCUGGCACCUCUUCUUGUCUAAGUUCAAGUUCCUCCGAGAACUUGUCUGUGAUGGCGCCUCCCUUCAAGGAGAAAACGAAUCAUCCGAGUCACCUGCAGAGUCAGAAACCCCACUGACUCCACAGAAGACCAGAGCAAAAUCUGCACGACAGAGGAGAGCUCCAGCUGAAGAGGCCACCUAAGCAUGGCAACGCCGCCGCUGGGACUUUAUCAGUGGCAAUCCUGACAUCAUGCUUUCAGCAUCUGCACUGUAGAAGUCAACACUAUAUGACUUUAUGGGAAUAAUGGCUUCAUAAAAGUAUGGCACUAUAUGAAUGAAAUCGCUUAUGAAGUUUUAUUACCUGUCCUCAAAUACUUCCAAAGGAUGUGAAGCUCUAAGUGCAUGAACCUAGACAUGGACAUCUUUCGCCACUGCACUGAUUGUCCAACAAGCUGUAAAGUGUAAAUGUGGCUGCUUCAUUUUCUGCUUUGUAUUAACUACCCAGGAUUUGCUUCUUAGACCCCCUUCACACUGACACGUUUGUUUUUCAGGCGGUUCAGCGCUAAAAAUCACGCCGCUAUACAGCCACCGCACCUCCCCUGCCCCGUGUGAAAGGGGCCUUAGUGAGAACAUGGAAUUGGCAAGUUACCACUAGUAAUAUAUACUGAAUUUCAGCUGUUGUUUAUAAAAGAGCACCUUAAUGUAAAAAUGACCUACGAGCUCAUUCUGCUGCCUUGAUGUCCAUCAAAAUGUAAUGACGACAGCUUUCAGUGCGCGGGACUUCUCACUUCACUUCUGUAAUGUCUUAUAUCAGUUGUGUAUGCAAGAAGAAAGCACUGUGAGGGCACCUUAGUCAUGGUUAUCACAUUCAUAACUGUAGAGCGUUAGAUGCUGCUUUUCUCUUAACAUGGAAACGCAAUGUACUCGUGUAUUAGGUGCUCUUGCAUUCCAUAGGAUACUGCUUCUAAGAGAGCACAACUAUGGUUUGGCCUCAAGGAAGAAUCUUUGUUAAACCGGAUCUGGGACUUUUAGCUCUUUUUUUUUUU